AUGGAAAUUAGUUAAGACACUUUGAACUUUUUAUUUAAGGAAUUAUGUGCUAUGGCUUUCUUAUAACAAAAAUCAUAAAAUGAAUUAAAUGAACUUUAUCAGUAUUAUACAAUGCAAGAAGCAAGGUUAAUGAAUCAAUUUUAUCAUUAUUAAACGAUCAAUGAAUAAGAAUUGAAGUAUGAUUGAAAUAUUAUACUUUAGAUUGGUGAAUAGAUUUAUAGCAAGAAUAUCAGAAGCUUUCUAAUUGAUGGUGGCUAAAAGAUAAAUUAUAAGAUGUAAAGAAUCUAAAUUUUAACCAUCAAUAUAUAAUUGUUUAACUUAAACUUUUGAAGGCAAGAAUAGUCUUAUUUGUCAAUUAAUUUAAACUAUAUAUGGUGAAUGUAGGCUUUAGAUAGAAAUAUUAACAAAUAAAAACCAAAAGAUUGAAGUUAAAAGAGUAAUUCUUUUUCAAUAUUAAGAUACACAGUCAAGAUAACAACAAUGAUGAAGAUAAAUUAUAGAAUCAAUUUUAUUCAGUUUAAGUUACAAAUAAGAAGAAUAUUUAAAAUGAUUGGCAAGUUAAUAUGAAAAAUAAUAAGAAAUUGAAUAAUUACUAUUUAAAAGUAUUUCCUAAAUUAUAUGAUGUGAUUAGCAAUGUUGAUAAGUAUAUAAUAAUAUUUUAUAUUUAGGAGUCAAGAUGAAUAAAUCUUAUAUUUCUAAAAUAGAGAUUAAAAUAUGGAUAGAAUAUUUAAUUAGUUACUUUAAUAAAAUCAGCAUAUCAAAUAAUCAUUAAAUUGGUCACUUAAUUUGGAUCAAGAAAUAUAUAAUAAUAAGAUUGAAUAAAAAUUGUAAAAGAUAAAAUUAUAAUAAUUAAUCCCAAGUAAUUAAUUAUCUACUUAAUCAUCUCCUACAAAACCAUCAUAACCAUCUAAUAAAUCAAUUAAAUAGAAUGCUCCUACAAGUCCAUUCAAAAACAAUAGCAUUAAUAAUAAUAAUCUAGGUAAAAUGCCUUCAAUUAAUGUAAAAUUUAGAAGCAUUUCACAAAACGUUCCCAUGAGUGAAACUAAUUUUAAAAGUUAAAAUAUGUUCCUUAAUCCUUAAUAAUAAUAAGCAUAGUAAAUUUAAUAAUCCUAACAAUAUUAUUCAUCAGAAACAGAAAAAUCAGCAUUAUUUUCUAAAAUAAUAGAAAAUUAUAAAUAAAAUUAAUUUCAAUUAAAUAAAAUUAAAAUAGAAUUUAAACCUAAAAGAUAGCAUUGCUCUGUUUUGAAAAGUAAAUUAAUGAUUGAUCUCAUACCUCUACAUAAUUCAAAAUUAAAACCUAAAGCCACUCGAUAUUUUUUAUAAUAAGUUCCAUCAAUAAUCAAUUGA
Molecule: messenger RNA, 1347 nt
Organism: Paramecium pentaurelia
Lineage: Eukaryota; Ciliophora; Oligohymenophorea; Peniculida; Parameciidae
Source: the annotation of a GenBank genome assembly